Molecule: messenger RNA, 921 nt
Organism: Miscanthus lutarioriparius
Lineage: Eukaryota; Viridiplantae; Streptophyta; Magnoliopsida; Poales; Poaceae
Source: the annotation of a GenBank genome assembly
AUGGACGACCUCAAGCAGAUCCUGGCGCGGCCGAUCCAGCUCGCCGAGCAGGUAAUAAAGUGGUCCGAUGAGGCCUACACGUUCCGGCAGGAGUGCAUGGAGCUCAAGGCCAAGGUCGAGCGCCUCGCCGGGCUGCUCCGCCAGGCCGCGCGCGCCGACCUCUACGAGCGCCCCGCGCGCCGCAUCUUCGACGACACCGAGAAGGCGCUCGACAAGGCGCUGGCCCUCGUCGACAAGUGCCGCGCCCACGGCCUCGUCCGCCGCGUCUUCACCAUCAUCCCCGCGGGCUCCUUCAAGAAGAUGACCAACCAGCUCGACAACUCCGUCGGCGACCUCUCCUGGCUCCUCCGCGUCUCCUCAACAGGCCCAUCCUCUUCCCUCAUCUGGGAGCAGAUCGCCGUGCUCUACACCGGCAACCUCGAGGCCCGCGCGGACGCCGCCGCCAGCCUCGUCUCGCUGGCGCGCGACAAUGACAGGUACUCGAAGCUCAUCAUAGAGGAGGACGGUGUGCCGCCGCUGCUCAAGCUCGUCAGGAGGGGCAUCUCUCGGGGCCAGGAGAACUGCGCGCUCGCCAUCGGCCUCCUGGGCCGCGAUCCGGAGUGCGUCGAGCAGAUGGUCCAGGCCGGGGUGUGCCUGGCCUUCGCCAAGGUGCUCAAGGAGGGCCCCAUGAAGGUGCAGGCCAUGGUGGCCUGGGCCGUCUCGGAGCUCGCUGCCAACCACCCCAAGUCCCAGGACGCCUUCGCGCUGCACAACGUGAUCCGGCUGCUCGUCGGCCACCUCGCUUUCGAGACGGUGCAGGAACACUCCAAGUACGCCAUCACAUCCAAGAUGUCAAUACAUUCCGUGCUAAUGGACAAAAGAACAGCACCGGCUCUGCAGUUCAGCCGGACUUAUUGGAUGCAGGGGAGCAUGGCGGCAUGA